Molecule: messenger RNA, 1870 nt
Organism: Pyrus x bretschneideri (Chinese white pear)
Lineage: Eukaryota; Viridiplantae; Streptophyta; Magnoliopsida; Rosales; Rosaceae
Product: non-specific phospholipase C3
Exons: 4
Coding region: 72-1637 (521 amino acids)
Biological process (GO): phospholipid catabolic process
Molecular function (GO): hydrolase activity, acting on ester bonds
Source: RefSeq, a predicted model, not a curated record
AGCGUAACCCCGACAAAAUAUUUCCCACAAUACUAGAAUUCCGAACCACCGAAACACACCACCAAACGACAAUGGUUUCCGAAUCGAGAAGCGGCAGCGCUGCAACUCCUCCACCCAGCAGUCCCAUCAAAACGGUGGUCGUUUUGGUCCAAGAGAACCGCUCCUUCGACCACAUGCUGGGAUGGAUGAAGUCCCUAAACCCCGAGAUCAACGGGGUCACCGGCUCCGAAUCAAACCCCAUUUCCACCUCUGACGCCAACUCAACCCAAGUCUUCUUCCGCGACAACUCUGCCUACGUCGACCCUGACCCCGGCCACUCCAUCCAAGCCAUCUACGAGCAAGUCUUUGGCGAGCCGUGGACGGAGGCCUCCACUUCGAAAACCCUACCUCCGAAAAUGAACGGUUUCGCCCAAAACGCUGAGAAGACACAAACCGGUUUAGCUGAGACGGUGAUGAGUGGUUUUAAGCCAGAAAACGUCGCAGUUUACAGGGAACUAGUGAAGGAGUUUGCGGUGUGCGACCGGUGGUUUGCGUCCGUUCCGGCUUCGACGCAGCCGAACCGGCAGUACGUGCACUCUGCGACGUCGCAUGGGCUGACGAGCAACAAUACAAAGAAGCUGAUUGAAGGGAUGCCUCAGAAGACUAUAUUUGAGUCGUUGGACGAAGAAGGCUUUUCUUUCGGAAUUUACUAUCAGUACCCUCCUGCUACCCUUUUGUAUAGAAACCUUAGAAAGUUGAAGUACGUUAAAAACUUCCAUCAGUUUGAUCUAACAUUCAAGAAGCACUGCAAGGAGGGAAAGUUACCAAACUAUGUGGUGGUCGAGCAAAGGUUCUUUGAUCUGCUAUCAAUACCUGGGAACGAUGAUCAUCCGUCUCACGACGUCUCUGAAGGCCAGAAGUUUAUAAAAGAAGUGUAUGAAGCACUAAGAGCAAGUCCCCAAUGGCCUGAAAUGCUGUUCGUUAUAAUAUAUGACGAGCAUGGUGGUUUCUACGAUCACGUUCCAACACCAGUUACAGAUGUUCCUAGUCCGGAUGAUAUCGUUGGUCCCGAGCCAUACAACUUUAAAUUUGAUCGUCUUGGUGUUCGGGUUCCAGCCAUUUUAAUUUCUCCGUGGAUUGAACGCGGAACAGUGUUGCAUGCGCCUUCAGGGCCAUAUCCCUCGUCACAGUUCGAGCACUCCUCAAUCUCAGCAACUGUUAAGAAGAUUUUCAAUCUGAAAGAGUUUCUGACAAAGCGUGAUGCAUGGGCGGGAACCUUUGACAUUGUCCUCAAUAGAACAAGUCCAAGAACUGAUUGUCCAGCUACUUUGCCUGAUCCUAUGAAACUACGAGAGGCUGUAUCUAAAGACGGGGCAAAAGUAAGUGAUUUUCAAGAAGAAUUAGUACAAUUGGCUGCGGCAUUAAAUGGAGACCAUAGAAAAGAUAUAUAUCCUCACAAACUGGUGGAGAACAUGACUGUUUCAGAGGCUGUCAAAUAUUGUGAAGAAGCAUUUAACAAGUUCUUACAUGAAUGUGAGAAAGCCAGGGAGAGUGGAACAGAUGAAUCUGAGAUUGUCGUCUGUGCAACCUCACCUACACCGCCCUCCACCAAGUCGUUUGCUCAAAAAAUAUUUUCUUGUUUGGUUUGUGAUCACUGAUGUCCCGAUUGUUAGGGUUUAUCUCGACACAUGUUUCUGUUGGAAAACAUAAAGUAAAAGAAAAGUAUUUUAUAGAUUUAAUCUAAUUAGGGAUUUGAUUUGAUUUAAUUUGGUAUAGGUUCCUUGUCUUGUGAACAAAGGUUUGAUUUUAUUUAUUUUCUAUUAUUGCUCCAUUGUAUUCUUAUAAAUAACUCCUUAUGGAGAAGAAUAAAAUAUAGAAGUUGGAUUCCGAA